Penaeus indicus is the source of this 2478-nucleotide messenger RNA. RefSeq names its product serine/arginine repetitive matrix protein 2-like. Bases 1 to 2478 code for a protein of 825 amino acids. The transcript is spliced from 5 exons. Lineage: Eukaryota; Metazoa; Arthropoda; Malacostraca; Decapoda; Penaeidae. The record is from RefSeq and is a predicted model, not a curated record.
AUGCAUGGGGAUAUUAGCCUAUUUGGGUUUGAAAGCAAGAUAUUUGUGCCGCAGUUUGAUAUGAAUUUUGAGCAAAUAUUGAAGCAGCAUCUACAACUUUGUUUGAAUGCAUCUACACGGGUUUGCGCGCACUUGUCAAAGCCCAAGAGAUUGUCGAGUAAGGCGCUGAGAACGAAGAGGGUGGAAGGAAGCCAGGAAGGAUAUCAUCAGGCGCUGAAUGACGCAGAGGAGAUAACAGAGAAAAUAAGAGGAGAAAAUGACUUGAAGCAGGUGCUGAAGGCGGUGGAGAUGGACAGAAGCCUUGAUCAAUAUCCCCGGGCGCUGAGUGACGUAGAAGAGGAAGUAGAAUGGAAAACGGAUGACGUAGAGGUGAUUAGUGACACAGAAAAGGAAAUGACAGAUGGAGAGAAUCAGGACGUUAAGAUUCACACACAGUCCCAAAUAAAAGAACAUGAAUAUCGUGGGAAAUUAGAGAUGAUUACUGAAGGGGAAGUUCCCGGUUCGGACCAUAAGAAAAGAAAUGAAGUGAAUGUCAGUGCAGUCAUUGAGCUGAAAGAGGUUUCGAAGUCAACAGAAACCAAAACACCUGAGAAAACAGUUGAGGGACACGUAGUCAAAGAAGUUAGCGAAUUUGGACCAUCAGAAACUGAGAAAACAGAUGAGAAAAGUGUACCUUCUGAAACCCCAACAGAGAAGAAACGUUCGCUAGUAGGCCUGAUACCAAUGGGACGGAAAGAAAUAGAAACUACCUUGCCGAAAGUGGAAGAGACAAGAACCUCUCAAUCACCUGAGGCGAAGAAAGAAACUCAGAAGUCUCAACCUCAUGAAUCCAGAGGGAAGAAGCCUAAAGAAAGCCUUCGUCCUUCUGGAAUCAAGAAAGGCGUAACCGGAAAAUCCAAGACUCCUGACGCUGAAACAAAAGGAGUUGCACCAAUCGCUGUGGGAACCCCAUUUGAGAGAAAAGUAUCAGGAAUUAAGAAAAGGAAGGGAGGAAAAUUUACAUUACCUAGUGUGAAUGCUAAAAAGGCAAGGAGACCUGGACCGUCUGUAGAGAAGAGAAAAACAGGAAAACCCCAACCUCAAAAGUUCAGUGCAAGAAAACCUGGAUCCCCUGAGACAAAGAAAAAAACACAUAAGGCACAACCUCCUAAGUUCAAGGGGGUAAAACCAAAAAAGUCUGUGGAAGCUCUGUUCAAGUCGAACAAGACAAGGAAGCGUGGACAGUCUGAAGCGAAGAGAAAAACAGGAAAACCUCAACCUCGUAAGUUCAAGGGAAGAAAACCAAAGUCUUGGCUGCCUCUGCUCAAGGGCAAUGGGACCAGGAAACCCGGAUCAUCUACGGUGAAGAAAAGGACAGAAGUGAAGCAAUCUAAGGGAGCCAGAAAGGCAAGGCAACCUGGAUCAUCUGAGGCGAAGAAAAAAAUGAAAAAGUCUCAGCCUCCUCAGUCUAAAGGGAAAAAAACAAAAAGGUCUGUGGAAGCUCUGUUCAAGUCGAACAAGACAAGGAAGCGUGGAUCAUCUAGGGGGAAGAAAAUGACAGAGAAACUCCGACCUUCUGAAAGCAAGGGAACUAGUACCAGAGAAUCAGGUGAGUCACUCAUUUCUGUGAAGCAAACAAAGAAAAUUGAAGCAGGAAGUGAGAUGCCACUGAAAAAGAAAAGAGCAAAAUCCACACUACCUAAGGCAGAAGACGCUAAAAAGGCAAGGAGACCUGGACAGUCUGUAGUGAAGGGAAAAACAGGAAAACCCCAACCUCGUAAGUUCAAGGGAAGAAAACCAAAAUCUUGGCUGCCUCUGCUCAAGGGCAAUGGGACCAGGAAACCCGGAUCAUCUACGACGAAGAAAAGGACAGAAAUGAAAGGCAGGCAAUAUAAGAGAGCCAGAAAGACAAGGAAACCUGGAUCAUCUGAGGCGAAGAAAAAAACGAAAAAGUCUCAGCCUCCUCAGUCUAAAGGGAAAAACACAAAAAGGUCUGUGGAAGCUCUUUUCAAGUCGAACAAGACAAGGAAGCGUGGAUCAUCUAGGGGGAAGAAAAUGACAGAGAUACUCCGACCUUCUGAAGGCAAGGGAACUAGUACCAGAGAAUCAGGUGAGUCACUCAUUCCUGUGAAGCCAACAAGGAAAAUUGAAGCAGGAAGUGAGAUGCCACUGAAAAAGAAAAGAGCAAAAUCUACACUACCUAAGGCAGACGCUAAAAAGGCAAGGAGACCUGGACAGUCUGUAGCGAAGGGAAAAACAGGAAAACCCCAACCUCGUAAGUUCAAGGGAAGAAAACCAAAAUCUUGGCUGCCUCUACUCAAGGGCAAUGGGACCAGGAAACCCGGAUCAUCUACGGUGAAGGCAAGGCAACCUGGAUCAUCUGAGGCGAAGAAAAAAACGAAAAAGUCUCAGCCUCCUCAGUCUAAGGGGAAAAACACAAGAAAGGUCUGUGGAAGCUCUGUUCAAGUCGAACAAGAGAAGGAAGCCUGGAUCACCUAA